Acipenser ruthenus (sterlet) is the source of this 1579-nucleotide messenger RNA. RefSeq names its product uridylate-specific endoribonuclease-like. The transcript has 8 exons. Gene Ontology annotation, biological process: immune response. The record is from RefSeq and is a predicted model, not a curated record. Gene Ontology annotation, molecular function: RNA endonuclease activity; polysaccharide binding; scavenger receptor activity. Bases 350 to 1474 code for a protein of 374 amino acids. NCBI's taxonomy places the organism in Eukaryota, Metazoa, Chordata, Actinopteri, Acipenseriformes, Acipenseridae.
UUUAUCAGCGAGGCCAUGAAGGCCCAGUAUCGGAGAGAUCAGAGUCUCACCUGAUCCGAUGUCAGCUGUGCAGACCCCAGAGCGACUUAUAGAAGUUUAAUCCAUUCCAGGUUUUACUAUGAGCUUCAUUAGCUUCUGUAACAAGCUCAGGUGUUUCUUAUUUAACUCAUAGUAAAACCAGGAAUGGAUCAAACUGCUGUGCAAUGGGAGUCAUAUUUCCCAUCCCUGCUUUGCACAACGUAAAAAUGUGGAACUGGUUGCAUUACUAGCAGUCCACCAGCAGGUGUCAGCAUUUCACAAUUAAUUGCCCAUAGACAGGUGGUGUCUUGGAUUCAGUGAAUCUCUGGCGAUGGUUUCCUCUCUCUCUCCAGACGCUCUCGACUCGUGUGUUGGAAGGUGUGGUUAUGGCACAAACCCUUCGCAUCCCUGCCAGUGUAACGCAGCAUGUGAGCGCUUCGGGGACUGCUGCUCCGACUACUGGAGUACCUGCGCAGCAGCAUCUCAGGACUCGUGCCAGGGCCGCUGUGGAGAGAGUUACAACUCCCUCAACCGCUGCCACUGCAACACCAAGUGUGGGCAAUACAGCAACUGCUGCAAGGACUACAGCAGCCUGUGUGGAGGCAGCUCCUCCGGUGGUGCCUCUAUCUCGGACUUGGAGCUGCAGUCCCUCUCCGAGCGGCUCCUCUCUCUGGAUGUGAACAAGGCUCGCCCCGGAGACCUGACCCUGAACCCGCAGAGCCUCAUCCCUGACUCUGAGACCGCCAUCCCGCAGGACCGCGCCCCACAGCCGUUGUACAGUUUUGUCAAUGAAGGUGUUCUCUUCUCCAAGCCCACCUUCUCCUCCUUCCUCAAGCUGCUGGAUAACUAUUCCCGCUUCACGGGCAGCACGGAGAGCUUCUCCUCCGAGCAGCAGGGGGAGCAGGACAGCUUCCUGAGGGCCGCUGUGAUGGGCACUGCGCUGGGCAAGGAGCUCUACAACUUCCUGUUCACCAAGGGGUACUACAGCUCCGAGGUGGAGUUCAUUCAGGAUCUCAAGAUGAUGUGGUUUGGUCUGUACUCCCGCGGGAAAGGGCAGCUUGACUCCAGCGGCUUUGAGCACAUCUUCUUAGGAGAGAUUAAGAAUAGCAAGGUAUCUGGAUUCCAUAACUGGAUUCAGUUCUACCUGCUGGAGAAACAGGGGCAGCUCAAUUACUACAGCCACAGCUUCGACGGACCGUGGACCAGUUACCCAGACGUACUGGGGCUGCAGUUUAACUGGGACGGCUACUACAAGCAGGUGGGGUCGGCGUUCAUCGGGAGCAGCCCUGAGUUUGACCUGGCCGUGUACUCCCUGUGCUUCAUCGCUCGACCCGGCAAGGUGUGCCAGCUGCGUCUGGGAGGGAAGCCCAUCGCCAUCCAGACCUACACCUGGACGAACUCCUUCUACGGGAAUGGCAAGAAAUUCAUCGCCUCCGCCUACCCUAUAUCACCCUGAGCACUCCCACUCUCCCUCUCUCACCCUGUCACUCCCCCCUCUCUCACACCCUCUCACUCCCCCCACUCUCUCACCCUCUCACUCCUUCGCCCUCUCACAAUAAAC